Molecule: messenger RNA, 762 nt
Organism: Microsporum canis CBS 113480
Lineage: Eukaryota; Fungi; Ascomycota; Eurotiomycetes; Onygenales; Arthrodermataceae
Exons: 2
Coding region: 1-762 (253 amino acids)
Source: RefSeq, a predicted model, not a curated record
AUGGUUGUCAGCAAGUCUCUCCUGAGCGCCCUUGCUCUCGCCAGCAUCGCUGCCGCUGAAACCGUCAACGUCAACGUCGGUCAGGGCGGCCUCAAGUUCGUGCCUGACAACAUCAAGGCCAAAGCUGGAGACCAGGUCGUCUUUCACUUUGUCGACGGCCACCACGAUGUGACCUUGGGCAGAUACGACAGCCCAUGCAUGCCAGCUGAAGGUCAAGGCAUCUUCUCCGGCGUUGUUGACACCGUUGAGAAGGGCAAGGGCGUCACUUUCACCGUCUCAAUCGAAGACGACAAGACCAAAUGGAUCUACUGCUCGGUCGCUAAGCACUGCCAGAACGGAAUGAGUCUUGUCAUCAAUGAGCCACACUCUGGAGAUAACCAGAAUGACUACAAGGACAGAGCCAAGGUAGUUGCCAAGAGUGGUACACCAACCCAAGUACAGGGAGGUAUCCUCUCUGGCGACGGUGGCUCAUCCUCGUCCUCCUCUGCCCCUACUCAGACCACCACCUCUAGCUCCGGCUCUAGCUCCGGCUCUAGCUCCAGCACCGACUCCAGCACCAGCACCACUGAUGGCGGCCCAGAUGCAACUCUCAUCCCCAGUGGUAGCAUUCCCAGUGGUACCCAAUCAGGCUCUACCUCUGCCACCGGUACUGCUGGCCAGACUGGCUCUCCAACCGCCUCUCCCGGUUCCGCUGCUGGCCUCAAGGGAAGUGCCACCCUUGCUGGUUUGGUCGCCCUUGGUGCUUGGGCUGGACUCCUAUAA